CAAACCAACAAACCCUGAACAUACGAAAGUCCUGCGCAGCGAAUGUCUUUGUCGUUCACAGUCGGCGAGCGCAUCUUAUGCUAUCAUGGGCCCCUCGUCUACGAGGCUAAGAUACUAAAAGCAGAGACGUGGGACGAAACCAAUACUAAGCUCUCCACAAUUGGUCCUCAUUUCUUCGUGCACUAUAAGGGGUGGAAGCAGACGUGGGAUGAAUGGGUGCCUAUCACACGGCUGCUCAAGUUCAAUGACACGAAUGUGCAACUGCAGAAAGCACUGAUGGCACAGGCCAGCGCAGCUGCAUCUACCUCGGGGUCAUCCUCAAAAGGGAAGGCUCAUGGUGGGGGUAUGAUGAAGGACAGUAGCUCCUCGCGCGGUGGCGGGCUUGGGCGUAAGGAUGGUAGAGGAACGAAGAGAGGGAGAGAGGAGGACGAUAGCAGCAAGAAGCCGGAAAUGAAACUCAAUGUCCCAGAGGUGCUGAAAGUACUGCUUGUGGAUGAUUGGGAGGCGAUUACAAAGAACAGUCAGCUGGUAUCUGUACCACGACGUCCAACAGUUGUUGAGAUCCUCCAGCAGUUCAAAGAUUAUGUGAUAGGGCUCGGGAAAAACACAACCCUUCGCGAGCCUGAACUCGUCCUCCCAACAAUAAUUUCAGGGUUGCAAGUCUACUUUGAUCGCUCGCUCGGCGCAAACCUUCUCUACCGCUUUGAACGUCCACAAUACGCUGAGAUUCGCAAGCAGUUUGUCACGGGUCCCAAGGUGCAGGUUGGCCAGGAGAAAGAUAUGAGCGCCAUAUACGGAGCAGAGCACUUGCUUAGGAUGCUUGUGAGUCUACCACAGAUGGUCUCCAGUUCUACGAUGGACGCGGAGAGCGUCGGACUAGUGAGGGAUUAUGUCAAUGAGCUUCUAAUGUUUAUGAUGAACGACCGCAGUCGGCUAUUUUUGAUAGAGUACGAAAGCUCAAGUCUACAAUAUCAAAACAUCUCUCGAUCAUAAUUCAUUAACGCUGUUCUUGUGUACAUACCAUUAUUCGCGAUCUUAAUCGUCUACGUCCGCCUUCGAUCAAAAUUUAUGCCAACUGUGAGG
Suillus discolor is the source of this 1083-nucleotide messenger RNA. RefSeq names its product MRG-domain-containing protein. Gene Ontology annotation, cellular component: NuA4 histone acetyltransferase complex; Rpd3S complex; nucleus. The record is from RefSeq and is a predicted model, not a curated record. Lineage: Eukaryota; Fungi; Basidiomycota; Agaricomycetes; Boletales; Suillaceae. The transcript has 7 exons. Gene Ontology annotation, biological process: chromatin organization; regulation of DNA-templated transcription. The coding region runs from base 43 to 993 and encodes 316 amino acids.